AUGAUCCGGAGUCAGGGGACUGCCGGCUGCUUGAAGGACCCGGAAACAUUCCCAGACCAGACGAGAGAGCAGGUUUCAUUGCUUGUCUGGGGUUCUGGCCUGGCGCGUUCCUGCACAAGCGCGUUCUACGCGUUCGGAGCAUUUCCGGUUGACGCUACCCCGUGGCGCACCAGCAGCACUGCCUUGACACCAGGAACUCCUAGCACGACAUCGACUCGACUGAGGGCUGGCGAUCCGGUUGGGCCGGAAGCCAUGGGCGGGACACCGUCUAAGUCUUGA
Molecule: messenger RNA, 279 nt
Organism: Trichosporon asahii var. asahii CBS 2479
Lineage: Eukaryota; Fungi; Basidiomycota; Tremellomycetes; Trichosporonales; Trichosporonaceae
Exons: 2
Coding region: 1-279 (92 amino acids)
Source: RefSeq, a predicted model, not a curated record